This is a messenger RNA of Prorocentrum cordatum, 6648 nucleotides long. NCBI's taxonomy places the organism in Eukaryota, Dinophyceae, Prorocentrales, Prorocentraceae. The record is from the annotation of a GenBank genome assembly.
AUGGAGCGGGACGACAAGAAAGCAAAGGAUGCCAUCCCAGAAUGGGACGGCAACCCAGGACGUUGGCGACACUUCGAGACGGCAGUGAAGUGGUUCCCUCGCACGCUGAAGCGGCAGGAUAGGGACCUUGCGGCGAACAGGAUCAUCGGGCGCAUGCUGCAGAGCAAAACGAUAGCUAUAAGGACGUUUGCGACCACCCUGGAUCCAGACAGAUAUGAGAAUCCGAACGGCCACCUCCUCCUUCUGGACGACCUGAGGAACAGUCCACUGGGAAAGCUUCCUAUCCCGGACGCGGCCCACAAGAUCAAGCACUACUACAAGGACUUCAAGCGGCGCAAAGGCGAGACAGCGGGCGCGCUCCUGAUCCGGGAGCAGGAUUACUACUCGGAGAUGGUCCAAGCACUGGAGCGCCUACUCCAGGAGAUGGGCGACAACGACAAGUACAAGCAGUGCCAGGAGUGCUUCGGCUACUUCGAGAGAGACCGAGGCGCAGCUGGACGUGGACAAUGGCACUGCCAGAGGUGUUGGGACACCUGGGAAGCCAACCCCGACGCACCGACGACCUUGGCAGCAGAUGACGCCCCUGCCGAGGAAGCAGAAGAAGCAGAUGAGUAUGAACGACACUCUACUACGUCUCGCUCGCAGGGCUCUCGAACGGAUCGUUUUCACCGACAAGAAUCCAUGGCGAGCAAGCUCAAGGUUUCGGAAACGAUGGCAGUGGGCUCUACGUUCUUCGGCCACGCUUCCGGAGUCCUGAAGGUCCUCCGCGGUUUCUUCCUGCUCGAGGCGAUGGAUUUCACCGAGAAGGAGAAGCAGGACGUCCGCGUGGUCACGCAGAACCGCUUGGAUUUCGAUGCAGUCUCCAAGGCUUUGAAGGAGCGAUGGGAGGACAAGGCGCUGGUGCAGCGGGACUUCGGACCGAGGGCUAUGCCUCGGUACGGCCCGGAGUCGGGCCAGCAGUCGGCCCUCAUUGCGGAGUUUGAUGACGUACACGGACCUGACUGGUACGAUGGCUACGCAGCGGCAGCCAUGGAUGAGGAUCUCAACCACAUCAAUGAGGAGCUCGAGGCGGCCCAGGCGAUGGCGGCAGAGGCACCGCCGUUCACGGGUCGAGGCCCGAAGGGCAGCAAGGGCGGCAAGAGCGGCAAGGGUAGCAAGUACCGCGACAGGGACCACGACCAGAAGGGCAAGAAUGCGAACUACCUGGAGUUCCACACGAUCACGCACGGGCUCGACGAGCUCCAGGGUCUGUACCAGGCAGAGCAGAACGACAGCGGCCUCGCCCCUUCUGAGGCCAUGGUUGAUUGCGGGGCUUCCGCGUCCGCCGGAGGCGAGCGCGCAGUCCAGGCCCUGGUUGCCGCCGUUGCGGCUGCGAACCCCCAGGCCAGGAUCGAGAUCAACAAAAAUGAAAGACCGUGGUUUCGUUUUGGAGACAAUAAGUGGGGCAAGGCACUGUAUAAGGUUUCGGUCGAGUUCGAGCCGGGCUUCGUUCUGGGCAUCUUCGCUCUCAGUCCUGGCGUGCCUCUCGUUUUGUCGGGAACGACUGCUCUGGAGUCGUGGCCGGCAAUCGUGAAUUUCCGAACCGGGGAGGCUGCGAUCAGGGGCCAACUGGUGCAGCUUCGCAAGACUCCAGUCAAGGGCCAUUGCAUCCUCGAUCUGGGCGUUUCAGAGAUGGUCGAUGACAAAGACAACAUCACCACCAUUAGCAUCAUCUCAGACAAGAACGACACCAUCAGCAUCAUCUCGGACAAGAACGACUUUAUCAGCAUCAUCUCAAACAAGAACGACAUUAUCAGCAUCAUCUCAGAUGAGAACGACACCAUCAUCAGUAUAUACGGCUAUUACGACAACACCAUCAGUGAUAACAGCAACAUCACCUCCAUCAACCAUAACAGGAAGAGCAGCUCCAUCAUGAGCGAUUUUCGGCAAUCCGCAAGCCGGCGCUUCAGCCAGCGCGUUUCCAUGGAGGGCAAGGACGAAUGGGUACCUGUCGACAUAGAUGCCGACAAGAAGGAGGAGGGCACGGAGCUCCGGACCUACGACCCAGGUCAAGCGGGAGUUCGUCUUCAACGGUCAGAAGAUGGAGUACGUCACCUCGGAGGCAAGGUCAAGGAGAAAGAUCCGGGCAACACGCACCGGGGUCGCAAGAGGGAGAAGCAGAUGGAGCUGGACCCGGCGUUCGCACUGCAGGUGGACCCCCGCGACCCGAGGACCACACGGGGACCGUGUGGCAAGACGCAUCGCAAGUACUUCACGGUCAACAACCAGUGGGGCCAGACCAGGACAUGCUAUCGGUGCGGGCUGAGGUUGCUCUACGUCCCGACGGCGAAGGCGCCGAUGACGAACCUCAGCAUGCAGCAUCCGAAAUUGGUGGAGUCCGGCCUGGAGUUGGCGCGGCACUGCAACCUGUGGGAGACGGCCAAUCACGAGCAGGUGACCGCGAUGAUCAACAUCGCCACCUCUCUCCGGAGGCUUCCCGGGACCGAGAUCCGCCACGCGCCGGACGCGCUGCUGGAGAUGUUGGGGGCAGCGAACCCCAGGCGCAAGGCCCAGAUGGCGGAACCACUUCUGGCGGCCGGACGCCGGAGGUCAUUACUCGCAGGACUGGCCUUGGCCAUGACCGUGGGUACGAUCACCGAGGCGGUGGAGAUCUGCUGCCAUCCCAACAGCACGCUGACCGACGAGUGCACCAACAUCGGCCUCAGCAUGGAGAGGAUCAGCAUCGAGAACGGCUACAACCUCAGCACGAUGGCGGGCUUCGAGGCCGCUAGCAAGAAACUGGACGAGGUGAUGCCGAAGCGGGCUUGGAUAUCGCUACCAUGCACGCUAUGGACUUCGCUCACGAACUUCAACUACAAGACCCCAGAGGCACGUGCACGCCUAGAGAAAGACCGACUUCGAGACCGACGACGUGUGAAGUAUGGAGUUCUCCUGUUGCUAAAGAUUGUUGACAACGGAGGCGAGGUCUACUUCGAGGACUACAACACUAACGAGCUCGUCGAGAAGGGCUGGAGGAUCAUGACCACCGACCCGGAGUUCUCCAAGGUCGCGACCGUGUGUGACCACUCACACGGCCACCGAGUCAUCAGCGGGAAGCUGCACACUGCAGCCACAGCCUACUACCCGCAGGCGAUGUGCAAGGCAAUCGCCCGGCUGUGGCAUGCUCAACUCCAGACCCCGAUCGACCUCAACAUGGCCCUGGAGAACCCUGCUGUCCUAGACCUCGAGAAUGCCUACCUGAUGGAGCGGGACACCGGGAGCAUCUACGUCGCUGAGCCCACGGAUCUCGAAAGGGAACAGGUGCGUGCGAUGUUGAGCAGGAUCCACAAGGCUGCAGGGCACCCAGGGAACGAGUACUUGGCUUACUGGUGCAAGAAGCGGCAGUGCCCACGCUGGAUCAUCGAAGAAGCGAUCAACCUUCGCUGCGAGGCAUGCGACCUGGUCAAGCACGGCCUCAACCACAAGGUCAAGGCGAGCCUCGAUAUCCCCAUGGCACCUUGGCAGGCAGCCGUCAUGGACGUGUCCGACCUGACGUUCCCGGAUUUGAAUGUGAAGGCCACGUUUCUCCUCAUCGCAGAGGUCGCCACCGGCCUGAUGUGCGGGGACAUCACUGCGAAGAUCGGCCUCAAGGACAAGGGCACAGAUUCUUCAGCUACGCUGUUCACGACGUUUGCCAGAGCCUACCUUCAACACUAUCCCAAGCCAAGGUGGGUUUUCGUCGAUCCCCAGACCUCUUUUGUGGGCGGCGAGUUUAAAGACAACUGCCAGUUGGCCGGCAUCGGCGUCUCAGCGAAACCAGGAGGAGCACAUUGGAUGGCUGGCGACAUCGAGCGCCGCAUCUCGACCGUCAAGCAGGUAAUGAGGAAGCUUCGCCUACAAUACCCCAAGCUGAGUCCCGAGACCGUGUUUUACAUCUCGAUUGCGGCGGCCAACAACAUGGACAACAUCAAGGGCUACACGCCGAUGCAGUGGGCUUUCGGGUUUUCUCCGACCGGGGACCCUAUCUUGGCGCACAACGCAGCUACUGGCAAGUUGAAGUCCGACUUCUUCGAGAUCGAGCGGGUGCGAGCGGAUGCAGAGGCAACCUACCUGAAGGAGAAGGCGUCCAGGAAGAUCUCAGAGCUUAAGAACUCAGCCCCACGACCUCGACAUGAAUAUAAACGAGGCGACUGGGUCUGUGUCUGGCGGUCGUACGCUGCGACAGGAGAGCGAAAGCUUUCCGGACAGGACUUCUUCACGGACGGCUUGUUCAUCGGACCGGGCCGGGUCUUGUUCUCCGAGCCGGCGGUCCAGACCGGCAACAAGGACGGCGUGAUCUGGGUCAUCAUGGGCAACCGAUGCUGGCGCUGCGCGGCUGAGCAACUGCGGCCAGCCACGCAGUCGGAGAUCGUCCAGAUCAACCUGAAGAAGGACGACAUCCUCAACAGUCCGCUUGAGGACGUCUGGAGGCACCUCCAGGACUUUGACGACAUAGCCGGGGAGCCCUACCCAACGGCAGAUGGCAUGAGGAUGCUACCACGUCAACCUCUUGAAGGCAUGCCGAGGGUGAUCGAGAAUCCCGAUGCGGCCGUGGAACCCCACGACGUCACGGAGGCAGAUGACGACCAGGAGGCGGCGAGCGACCAUGUGGAAGCCAGCGAGAUCGGCAUUAUCAACUUCGUGCAGGAUCCGAAUAACGAGGCCGAGAUGGAUCUGAUGAAGAUCGAGAUCGAGGCGGACCUUGAGGAGUUCUGCUUCGAUGCGAGCGCGUACUUGGAGAAGCAGCUGAACCGCGUGGCCAACAACAUGGUCAAGAAGGGCGUGGAGGUUUCGUUUGGCCGCCUGAGCCCCGAGGAGAAGCCACUGUUCCAAGAGGCAAUGGCACGGGAGCUGGCGGAACAUCUGGAAGUACCGACAGUCCGGGCUGCAUCUGCUUACGCUGACUACAAUCAUGGAAAAGAUAUUCCAGCGGACAAGCUGACCAAGAUGAGGUGGCUACUGACUUGGAAGCCUCUGACGCCACCUGAACCACCGGACAAGUCGGACCCACACCGCGUGAGCACGCCGGACGGGAAGUUCAAGGCGAAGGCCCGUAUCAUUCUGUUGGGCUUCUCACAUCCGGACCUUGUCAGUCGCGACAAGUUCGGAGAUCGGGUGCUUCCUACGGCGUCACCAACCAUUUCAAGAAAAGGGAAGCUGGCACUCCUCCAGAUGGCUGCUUUCCACGGCUGGACCUUCGAGCUAGCCGACGCGAAGUCCGCCUUUCUGCAGGCCGGGCACACUGAGGAGUGGAGGAAGCUCUACACGAAGGGCGUGAAGGAGCUUCGGCAGGCCUUGCAGAUCAACGAGGAGGAGUCCAUGGGAGUCCUGGCAGCGAUCUACGGGAUCACGAAUGCGCCGUGGGUUUUCUGGAAGUGUGUGGACCACAAGAUCCACGAAGCAGGAGGCAAGAGCGUCCUCAUCGAGCCGUGGAUCUGGAUCAUUCAGGACCAGGACGGCACCGUGUGCGGGGUCAUCGGCUCGCACGUGGACGACUUUGGCAUCGCAGGCGACAGUGACAACAAGUUCUACCUCGACAUGAAGAACAUGCUGAAGGAGAUGCUGCGGUGGUCUCCAUGGCGAAGCACGCCGUGCAUGUGGGCAGGCAUGUGGAUCACCCAGGAGCCGUCGGGCAAGAUCCAUGCCAGCCAGGAGGAGUUCUGUCACCAGCUCCUCGAGAUCAGGGUUGAGUCCGGCAAGUAUCUCUCGAAGGAUGACAAGCUCAAACCGGAGGACGUCACCCAGUUCAGGGCGGGCCUGAUGAAAUGCCAGUGGAGAGCGACACAGACAGCACCACAGUUCUCAUGUCGGGUGUCACUGUUGGCUCAGCGGGUGAACGAGGCGACGUUCGGGGACCUGAAGGACACGAACGCCCUCAUACGCGAUGUGAAGCGGACCGCUCGUGACUCAUUGGUGUUCCACAACUUCAAUAGCAACUGCGGCGGCAAGCUGAAGUGGGACGACCUAGUCAUUGUGACGUGGGUCGACGCAAGCAGGCUACUCCAACGAGGAGGCUACAUCGUGGCUUUCACCACGGCCGAGAUUCUCAAGCAGAAGGAAUGUGCAGUAUCUAUCGCCGACUGGAGGUCGUACAAGCUCAAGCGCACCGGCAUCGGCACCAAUGGAUGCGAGGGCCAGGCCCUGUACGACGGAGAGAACGCCGCGUACUUGAUGCGCAUGCUGUGGUCAGUCAUGCACGGAGUUCCAGUUACCGCGCACACCCAGGAGGAAGUGGCGCAAUCCAUGACUUCUGUGCUGGUGAUCGACAGUCGGGGAGUUUAUGACUCAGUUCACAACAAGGAGAGCUUCGGCAUAGGCCUGAGCGACGCGAGGACCGGCGUGGAGGUAUUGCAUGUGAAGGCGAACUGCGGGCCCGAGAAGAACCAGCACCUGGUCUGGGUACCCUCGGACCUCAACCUAACCGACGGCCUCACGAAGGACAGUCCUGAGGCAAGGAAGCCUCUGGCUCUGUGGCUUGCGCGGCGCACCUGGAUCAUCAGGUACGACGAGGAUUUCACGUCAGCCAGGAAACGACAGCGAGCUAACAAACUCGCCCAGGACAAGCCGCAGCCGCAUACGGACGCUGAAGCCGAGGCCGCCGACGCUUUAGCUUUUCUCGACCUAUCUUGA